AUGGCAGAAGCAACUCAAACAUUAAAAAAAGGUGAUGAGUUCUGUAGUUUGGUUAGGUUAGAGGAGGCCAUUAAAAGAUUUGAAGACAGUGAAAACUGCAAUCUAUCAAAAUUUAACACAAGGACAAUCGAAGGUGGCAAACGUAAAGGAUUAAAGAGGCAUUUAAAUCCAGAAUUGGAAUAUGCUUGCUUAAAUUAUAUGUGUGUUCAGGGAGGUGAAUAUACAAGUAGAUCUAAUGGGAUAGGUCCAAACUGGACCAAUAUUAAAUGCAUUAUGGCCGACAAAGACUUCACAGAGAGAAAUGUUUUUAGGGAACAGUUUCCCCAAUCUAAAAUAUUAAUUUGUAUAUUCCAUUGUAUGAGAACAUUUUCACGGGAAAUAACUACAGACAAAAUGAAUAUAACUGCAGGACAAAGAAACCUUUGCCUACAAUUGGCACAAGAAAUGGUAUAUGCCAAAAAUGAAGACGAUUACAGUAGAAUUCAUGGUCAAUUAAAAGACACAAAAAUUACAAGCGUGGUAAAGUAUUUCGAAAAAAAUUGGCAUACAAUUAAAAAAGAAUGGGUUGUAUAUUUUCAGUCAAAAUAUAUGACAUUAGGAAACAGAACUAAUAAUCGUUUAGAGAGUACAAUCCAAAAAAUUACCCAAGUUGUAACAAAAUUGUGUAGACUUGAUCAAUUAUUUGAAGGGUUGGAAAUGUUAAUGGUCACUUUGAGGACAGAGAGAGAUCAUGCUGCUACAGAAUGUUUUUGUAAGACACCGAGUUUUGUUUCAAAGUUGACCUACGAACAGCAACAAAUGUUUUGGCAUUUGACUCCAUUUGCUUUUGACCUAAUAUUGCCAAAAUUUGAUUUAAUGAACCACGUACAAAUAGUGUCUGUCGAUAAUCUAAACCAAACGGUCAAAAUUAAAUCGAGAGAAGGGAUGUUGAAAGAUCCGGUAAAUGUUACAACCGUACAACCUAUGAAACCAAAGCGCAUUUUAAACCAACAUGAAAAGUAUAAGAGAGCACAUGUUGAGGCUAAGAGGCUUGCUUCUCUAACGUCAGAAGCAACAGGAAAAGAAUACCUGCACAGAUUAAACAUUCUAAAAUAUAUAGCAGAAAAGUGGGAGAAUGAAAAUACCAUUAAACUUGAGGACAUAGAUAACUUACUGAAACAAACAGAAGAAAAUUAUGAAUUUGCCAAUGACGAUAUAAUACAGAUGGAUGACAAUUGA
Macrosiphum euphorbiae (potato aphid) is the source of this 1218-nucleotide messenger RNA. The record is from the annotation of a GenBank genome assembly. Lineage: Eukaryota; Metazoa; Arthropoda; Insecta; Hemiptera; Aphididae.